GGGCGCCGCCACAACUUAACGCAACACUUCCGCUUCCAACAACACGACAAGGCAGCGUGAGAGUGCGCAUCAUUCACUGCCGCCAACAAUGGAGGGAAGGCUGCUAUUUUGUCCGAAGUGGCACGGCGCGCUUUGGUUUGGAAUUUUAAUGACAUUCUUUAUAUUUCAAGGCGCCAACACUGAAAUAACCUGCAGAUCAUGUUGGGUUGGAAAUCAGGGGCUUGCGCGGGAAUUGCUGUUGAAAUUUGAAAGUGCUUCAGGAUUAAAAGAAGAAGUUUUUGGACACAAUGAUGGGGCAGGGAGAUCCUGGGCUGCAGGUGCCGGAACUCGGAGGCUCCGUCGCGCAUCUUUGCCCGCAGAACGCGCGCCGCAUCGUGCAGAAGCGCUGAGACAUACGCGGAAUACAGAUGAUCACGUCGGCGAGAGACACUUUUCAAACAUCCAACAGUGCAGCAGCAGUGUCGGUGCCUGUAGAAAGCGUCCCAGAAGGAGCCGAGACGAUAGCAGAGUCGGACACCCUGCUUCUGGAAGCAGAGAGACGCGCUCCGAGCUGCGCUGGAGGGGAGAGGAGAGGAGAGUCGGCGGCUCCAGCCAGGAUGAGCUCAAACUUAACAGCUCCACCUUCGCCUUGACAGGGGAUUCAUCUCACAACCAAGCUAUGGUGCAUUGGUCUGGGCACAACAGCAGCGUGAUUUUAAUGCUGACCAAAUUAUUUGACUUCAACCUCAACAGCGUCACUGAGAGCUCACUAUGGAGGUCAACUGACUAUGGAGCAACAUACCAGAAACUGAAUGACAAAGUUGGAGCAAAGACAAUACUCAGUUAUUUGUACGUGAGCCCAAACAACAAAAGAAAGAUUAUGCUGCUAACUGAUCCUGAAGUGGAGAGCAGUCUUCUUAUUAGUUCGGAUGAGGGAGCCACAUACCAGAAAUACCGGCUGACCUUCUACAUCCUCAGCCUCCUCUUCCACCCUGAGCAAGAGGACUGGAUCCUGGCAUACAGUCAUGAGCAAAAGCUCUACAGCUCAAUGGAGUUUGGGAGGAGGUGGCAACUGGUGCAUGAAAGAGUGGCUCCCAAUCGUUUCUACUGGUCAAAAAUGGGUCUGGACAAGGAGCCGGGCUUGAUUCACCUGGAAACUGCCAUCUCUGAAGGACAGGCACUGUAUGUCACCUGCAAGCUGCAGAACUGCACAGAUGCCAACAAGGUCAAACCAUUCCCUGGCUACAUCGACCCCAAUUCUCUGGUGGUUCAAGAUGAGUAUGUGUUUGUCCAGGUUUCCACUGCAGGGAAGCCAAUCUACUAUGUGUCUGCAAAGAGAGAUGUCUUUACUCCAAUGAAACUGCCAAAGUACACUUUGCCCAAGGACCUGCAUGUGAUCAGUACGGAUGAAAAUCGUGUUGUGGCUGCUGUGCAGGAGUGGAACCAGAAUGAAACCUAUAAUUUGUAUGUGUCAGACACAUCAGGAGUUUAUUACACUCUGGCACUGGAGAAUGUUGUCAGUAGCAUGGGCCCUGAAGGAAAUAUGAUGGUUGAUCUAUAUGAGGUGGCAGGAAUAAAAGGGAUGUUCUUAGCCAACAAAAAGACGGAUAAGCAAGUGAAGACAUAUAUCACCUACAACAGAGGCAGAGACUGGCGGUUACUGCAGGCCCCAAACAAAGACCUGAGAGGCAAUAGCAUACACUGCAUGCUUCCAUAUUGUUCCUUACAUCUUCAUCUUCACGUUUCUGCAAAUCCCUACACAUCUGGAAACAUAGCGAGUAGAGACUCUGCGCCCGGAAUCAUUGUGGCAUCAGGUUCCUUUGGGUCGGAGCUCACCAACAGCAAUGUCAGUGUGUACAUCACUUCAGAUGCCGGGAACACAUGGAGACAGAUCUUCAAUGAAGAAUACGCAGUGCUGUACCUCGACCAAGGAGGAGCGUUAGUUGCUAUAAGACAUACACCGCUUCCCAUCAGACACCUGUGGUUGAGUUUUGACGAAGGGCGGCAGUGGAACAAGUACAGCUUCAUCAGUACCCCUCUGUUUGUGGACGGUGUGCUGGGAGAGCCCGGGGAAGAGACGCUCAUCAUGACGAUAUUUGGCCACGUCAGUCAUCGCUCAGAGUGGCAGUUGGUGAAAAUAGACUUCAGGUCAAUCUUCAACAGGAGAUGCACAGAGGCGGAUUAUCAGACGUGGCACCUUCACAAUCAGGGGGAGCCUUGCCUGAUGGGAGUGAAAAGAAUAUAUCGGAAGCUGAAGCCCACAUCUCGUUGCGUGAUGGGAAAGCUGUACUCAGUUUCAAUGGUGUCAGGACCCUGUGACUGCACGGAGGCUGACUUUGAAUGUGAUUAUGGUUACGAGAGACGGACUGAUGGAAAGUGUUCUCCCGCCUUUUGGUUCCAUCCAUCAGUGAUGCCCAGGAGAUGCACCACAGGGAUGACAUUCCUCAACAGCACUGGCUAUAGGAAGGUGGUAUCUAACAACUGUACAGCUGGAGUCAUUGUGGAAUACACAGCCAGGAGGCAGCAGUGUCCCAUGCAAGCGCCCAAAGGUCUUCACCUGGUCACCAGCGAGGGUGCGCUGACGGCUGCACAGGGCACCAAUGUCACCUUUCUUGUUUUUCUCGAGCAGGGUGAUGGGAAACGGACAAGCAUUACGCUGGACUUUGGGGACGGUCACGCUCUGACUUAUUCCAAUCUGAGCUCAAUUGAGGAUGGGAUCAAAUACAUCUACAAAACAGCUGGCAUCUACCGGGUGACUGCAGUGGGGGAGAAUAGCCUCGGCUCAGAGACUGCCAUUCUCUACCUACACAUAACAUGUCAGCUGGAGUACAUCCAUCUCUCAGCUCCCUUUGUGGCUGUAAGGAAUAAGGAGGUGAACCUGACAGCAGUGCUGUGGCCCAGCCAAGUGGGAACAGUAACCUAUAUCUGGUGGAUUGGAAAUAACACUGAGCAGCCCAUAAUCACCCUAGAGGGAAGUGUGACAUCCACGUUUUCCCGGGAAGGCAUAAGCACGGUGACUGUGCAGGUGUCUGUAGGGAAUACUAUUCUGCAGGACAGAAAGACUAUCUCCGUCCAUGAAUAUUUCCAAUCCCAUCUGCUGGCCUUUUCUUCAAAUCUGGAUGACCACAACCCUGAUGUUCCAGAAUGGAGAUUGGACGUGAGCCGAGUUAUCAAGAACUGUCUUAUCCAGGCCACAGAUGUGAGUGGGGAUCAGCUCCUGGUCACGGUCCUCCCAGGCUUGCCUACAACAGCGGAGCUUUUCCUCUUGCUUGACAAACAGUCCAUUGAAGCGAAAGCAGAGAAGAACGCUGCUCAUUUGAACGAAUUGUCUGAAAUUAUGCUGAGUGCCUUGAAUCAAAACCUGGUUAAGUUUACUCUCCGGCCUGGGGUCCAGGUCACAGUCUUUGCAGCACACCUGUCAGCAGCGCCCCUAGUGGACAGCAACGAGAACCACAGUACCUCUGCCAUGCUAAUGCUGCUAUCAGUUGUGGUUGCGGGUUUAGCUGUAUUUGUCAUCUACAAAUUCAAGAGGAAGAUCCCAGGCCUCAACGUCUAUGCGCAGAUGCAGAACGAAAAGGAACAAGAAAUGAUGAGUCCAGCUAAUCCAAUAGAAGCCACGGCCAGCUCCCGGCAGGACUUGGUUCAUUCUUUGGAGACUCUGGACACAGCAUUUAACUCACAGCCCAUCGGAUGUAAGAAACCUCAUGUUCAUGUGAAAUUCUCCACAGAACUCCCCACGUAUGUUGUCUAAACUUUGGACUGGACCACCACAUCGUUUUAUAAAUCAUUUGGGACGCUAUGGUUUUGAGCUUUAUACCUGUGCAUGUUGUUUACACACUAGAAGAAACUAUGGACACAUUAUCGUUUCCUUUAAACAUGCUGUAUAUCAUAUGACACGUUUUUACCGAGUCAUCUACUGAGAGAAGUCAUCACCACGAUGCUGAGUUCAAUGACAGCAUGAUGGAAAAGGGUGACAGACGUUAAGAAGUAAUGUUAUGGUUUUGCCUACAUGUACACAAUUUCUUUAUAUGAUAUGAGAAGCAAAUAGCAGCAGUAUAUAUAAAAACAGUGUAUUAUUUAUUCAUAUAAAUAUGCAUUUGUUAUUGACGUGAAUUACACCUAAUUUGUAAAAUAUGACUGUCAAUAUAUGUUAAUAAUGUAUGUAUUUCAAUAACAAGUGUUAUCCAAAACGGAAAUGUUGCUAUUCACUAUGAAUAAGGUACUUUACAACCUCCAGUAUUUCUUGGAAAGCAAAGUUAUGGCACAAUAUACAUUUUCUAUUGAAAUUGUAACUUAUUCACGGUGGGGUUAGUUUUUUUUCUUUAUUUUUUUUAUUCAUUUUCUUUUUAAGCUCACGCUUCCGGUAAUGCAUAUAAUACUUAACGAUUUUUAAAUGUAAGAUACAGCACAUAUUCCUGCAGGCUAUAUGAAUGGUUCGCUUGUUCCGUCUGGAACUCGUUUUGACCAUGGACGCAGAAUCUUGGAUAUUAUGCACAUCCUCUCAGAUAACUCGUUUUGGUAGGAGAAGCAGGGCAGGAUAUUUCCGGAAAGAUAAAACGAAAUUUUCUGCAUACCCUUUCAUAUCAGUAGUUAAAACCCUGAGAGGAUUUUUUUUUUAUUUUUAUUUUUUGCUUUCAAAUGUUUAUGUACCGGAAUUUCUGGUGUAUUAGACUGUUUUUGGCGCGCACAAGUCCGUGAGGACCAGGCAGCUCUUUAUUUGACAGUAGCCAGUCAUGAGCUAUGAAAAAACCCACAACACAUUGGUGAUUGCACGAGGUCAUUAGAUAGACAGACAGACAGACAGACAGACAGACAGACAGACAGAUAGCAUUUCAUUGGAGGACAAGCAGCAUAGAAAAUGGAUGGAUGGCUGCCGAAGCCCUGCAAUGCUGCCUCUGUCCAGCAGAGGAGCCCAGAGGGAGGCUGACGUCAUUACAGCGCCCCUACAGGCACCAUUAAAAUGCUUUGCUUGGAUGAAAUGCAUUUUGGGAAAAGUUAAAAUAGUUUUUUUUAUUUAUUUUUAUUUUAAACUUGUAUUGGUACCUGUAUUGUAUAUUUCCUCGCUACUUUUUGAGUGUUAAGAUGCUGCGUGAUGAUUUUUCUGUUCUUUGUAAGAUGACACCGUGAGUCAGACUGUCAUAUUGAGUCAUGACCUGCUGCAAUUUCCAAUGGGUUGACAAGCUCGCUGUGAGUUCACUGAUAGCUUGUGGUUGGCUCCUGCCAAAGAAAGACCUGGCGCUUCCUCACUGACUCGCGAGCGACACAGUCUUUAAACGAUUAGUAGUAGUUCUGAAGCAAAGGAGAUGUCACGAGAUUAGAACUUAGCCAUAAAUUAGCCGCACCGCUGUAUAAGCCGCAGGGUUCAAAGUUUAAAACAAAGGUAGCGGUUUAUACACAGGAAAUUACGAUAUAUAUCAUAUUAUAUGCCUUUGUUUUUUUGACUGAAUUGAAAUGUUUAGGUUUCUAUUUUUUGGUAGCUACAAAUUGGAACAAAUCAAAGGUCGAAGGCUUAUGUUCAACUGACAAGGACGGGGGGGGUGAUUGUAAGGGCCCAUGACUCAUAGGGCCCAAGAAAAUAGCAAAACAUUAACAACUGUUGUUGGUGGGCCCCAUAUCCCUGAGAGUUUCUAUUCAGAAUGUGUUAUGUGCGCCAUUCACAGGGCAGGCAUUGCUUUCAUUUCAAUGUAUCAAAAGCUUAAUUUUGGUUCAUUAACACUUUAAAUAUUUUAAAUUAUCGAUAACCGCUUAGCCCAAUUUUGAGGCCCAAUUCCAAAAUAAUGGAGAGAGAAGGACUCUCACCUGCCCUCAACACAAGACAGAGGAAAUGACUCACCCAGAUAAGAUCAGGAGGUUGGUUGUUAUAAGCGCCUACCAGGUGAAGGCCAGUCUGUGCAGACAGGAAGUGCUGUUACGAGAAACGACGUCGGUCUCCUUGUUAUGAUACAUUGUAAUGUGACAGAACCCAAGCGUGUGCUAACCGGCCCUCUCUCUUAGUGCUACACUCUUUUUCACCAUCUCCGCCCCCCUGCAGAAUUAGUAAGAUUAUUUUUUUAGAGAAAUACUACUAAUAAUAAUAAAAAAUACAUUUAUAAAUAAACUGUACAGCUUUUGUAUAAGAACAAAUGUUAAGGUGUAAUGUUUUGUUUCAAUCAACUGUGCUGUGUGUAAUUGUUUGAUGCAUUUACAAUCAUAUUUAUUAAAUGGGAAGAACUCCGUUAACUGUGUUUUUCUUUUCCUGCAGUGAUUAUUAUGGAUUUGGAAAAGUAAUGUCUGUCAUUAAACCUGUUAGGCUCCAUUUGCCUCCUGGGUAGCGCAGCAAAGUAACACUGUAGCUAAUUGUGAAUAAAAUCUUGGUUGGUAAAAAU
This is a messenger RNA of Dunckerocampus dactyliophorus (ringed pipefish), 6344 nucleotides long. RefSeq names its product VPS10 domain-containing receptor SorCS1-like. Gene Ontology annotation, cellular component: membrane; Golgi apparatus. The transcript is spliced from 27 exons. Lineage: Eukaryota; Metazoa; Chordata; Actinopteri; Syngnathiformes; Syngnathidae. Gene Ontology annotation, biological process: post-Golgi vesicle-mediated transport. Bases 89 to 3730 code for a protein of 1213 amino acids. The record is from RefSeq and is a predicted model, not a curated record. Gene Ontology annotation, molecular function: protein binding.